Molecule: messenger RNA, 1900 nt
Organism: Saccostrea cuccullata (small rock oyster)
Lineage: Eukaryota; Metazoa; Mollusca; Bivalvia; Ostreida; Ostreidae
Exons: 3
Coding region: 227-1735 (502 amino acids)
Molecular function (GO): serine-type endopeptidase inhibitor activity
Source: RefSeq, a predicted model, not a curated record
UUAUUAAAUAAAAUGAACUGGCUACAAAUACUAGAUAUGCAACUGUAAAAUUUAUUUUGAUGAAAUUUUUCUUACGCUCAUGUUUUACGUCUCUGUUAUAAAUGGCGGACCUCGGGGGCACGGGGUGAUUAGUAGCUCCUAUACUUCAAAUGAACUCUAUGUAUCUUUUUGUUGUUACAGAAGGUAAUAUUCAUUAAAAGGAGCAUACACUCGAUCACCACACAAAAUGCACAGAGUGUUGUGUCUCCUGGCCAUUUUUACUCUGGCUUACUGCGCUGACAACUGGACUCCGCCCCCAGUAUGCUUACUUCCAAAGCAACGAGGACCGUGCUCUGCGCAGAUUAAUAACUUCUUUUAUAACCCCGUUUCCGGGCGAUGCGACAGUUUUAUGUUCUCCGGAUGUGGCGGUAACGAGAAUCGUUUCCGGACGGAAGAAUCCUGUAAUCGGCACUGUGUUUGCCAUAUUCCACCGGAAGCCGGUCCCUGUCGAUCAGCAAUGGAGAAAUGGUUCUAUAACCCUACCACUGGUUGCUGCGAACAAUUUACUUAUGGCGGUUGCCAGGGAAACAGCAACAACUUUCAAACUUAUGAGGAAUGUCGCUCCACAUGCGUUGGAUCCGCACCUGGAAUGGUAAAACCACGAGGGAGUAACUGGGGUAGCGGAAGUGAAAUUCACUUUGAAACGAAUAAUUUUUACAAUCCGCAAAAAUAUGGAAAUAAGUUCACCGGAUCGAAGUCAUUGUGGAUCCAUGGGGAACGCAAUAAUGUCAUGAGAGGGACCCAACAAGCAAACCAGAUUUUACGAUUCGUAACACCUGACCUUCGUAAGAAAGAGCAUUGGCAUUUCGUCGCAAAGCAAGGCACAAAAGACAAUUUUCCACAAAGACUUCAAAUCACAGGCUUAUCCUCAAAUAGUCAAACAAUACCAGUCGGCGGAUCCAGAAUGGUAUUAUCCGGAAGUAGUUCGAUGCCAAGUGGAUCAGCUGGUGGACAGUUCAUAUCCUCCGGAGGGAGUUUCUCAGAAAGCGUUCCAGUGGGUGGAUCCCAGUUGGUAAUGAGUGGAAAAACUUCCAUUCCCACGGGCUCAGCUAGAACUUCUGGUGGAGCAUUUUCAUUUGGAACAUCCGGAGGUAGUUUAAGUCAGAGUGGAGGAAGCCCCAUGGGCGGAUCCAAACUUGUUCUUAGUGGAAGUCGUUCAGUUCCAGCAGGCGGAAGUGGAAGUAUAUCAUCCAUGCUCGGAACUUCCGGCGGAAAUGGCCUAUCAGGCUUUGGUGGAUCAUCUUUGAAAAUUUCUGGUCAUUCGGCAGGAGGAAUGGGAGAUGACCAUCUCUCGGGUAGUACGUUUGAAUCCGCACAUUCAGGCGCGCGACACCCCGUGGGUAUGGGCUCUGGUUUUGUCGGGGGUAUGACAAAUGCGCUAUCCCAAGGACAGGGCAAGAUGAGCGGACAGCCUUCAGGUGGUGGCUUCAUGUCAAGGACCAGCAUGCAUUCAAACAGUAAUUCCGCUCCUUUCCCCAAAAGCCAAACGUCCUUAACUUUACCUGUGGAGGAUGUUGUAGGAGGGAGUGCAGCUAUUGGCAAAUUGAUGAAUAUGAUGCAGGGCGGUGGUGGCGGACCCAUGGGUGGCGGAAGAACAGGUCGAGGUUUGGUAGGAGGCGGAUCUAAUAGGGGUGGAGAAAAUUUCGUCUCAGCUAACAGUAAUGCAUGGCACCCGAUGGCAGGAAAGAAGAAAUAAAUAUCCUGAACAAUUCUUGACGGGGAAUUUAAUUUUGUGAUAUUUUGGAUUAAUUCAAAAGUUAGUGUACAUGAUCAUGCAUAAUGCAAUUUGAGAAUAACUUUUAUUAAGCGAUUUUUCUACAAAAUUCAAAUAAAAGUUGAAAUCCACAUGACAGGCAUUAAA